AUGGGCAACGACCCUCAUCAGGCGGAGAAGAGACGCGAAGCCGAGAUGCUCGAGAGAUUCAAAGUCGUCGGCGAUCACGUCAAAAUCUCCACGAAGACGAACGCGAUGCGCACGACCGGCGCCGGCAGCACGUCGUUCACGAGCACGGUCAUGGGGAACGGCACGCAGGGCGUGAACACGCGCUGCGAGGAGAUCGUCUAUCGCAACCCUAAAAAGAAGGGCUACGUUCGAUUAAAUACCACGCACGGUAACGUGAACGUCGAGCUGCACUGCGACGUCGCGCCGAGGGCGUGCGAAAACUUCAUCACGCUGUGCCUCGCGGGGUACUACGACGGCGUGGGGUUUCAUCGUUCGAUCAAAAACUUCAUGAUCCAAGGCGGGGACCCUUCCGGCACCGGGACGGGCGGGCAGUGCAUGUGGGGAGGGAAGUUUAAGGACGAGAUCACGCACCUCGGCCACUCCGGCCGCGGCGUCCUGUCCAUGGCCAACGCGGGCCCGCACACGAACGGAUCGCAGUUUUUCAUCCUGUACAAAUCCGCGCGUCACCUGGACGGCAAGCACACGGUGUUCGGGAACGUCGUGGGCGGGAUGGAGACGCUCGCGGCGUUUGAGGCGGAGCCGACGGAGGACGACGAUCGGCCGAGGAACGCCAUCUCCAUCCUCUCCACGGAGGCGCGUUCUCCUUCACACUGGUCCCCAUACGACCCCGUUCGCGUGGUGAACGCCGUUCCUUAAGGACUUCUUCUUUCUCUCCUGGCGUACUGUACAGUUCAGUAUGUUUCUCUCCGCCCACCACCCCUCGGUUUCAAUCCCGACGCACACACCUCGACGCCUUUCAACUCCAGCCCUGACGCUUUCGUUGAACUUCACGAACUUCAGGUGUUCACGAAUCCGUAUAAGGAGAUGGCGGAGGAGGAGGCGACGCGUGAGGCGAGGGAGAAGGCGAGGGAGGAGUCGGAAGCGCGGGAGCGCACGGAGGCGUUGAACCCCGGGCGGUGGUUCUCGGACCCGGCGGGGGAGUCACGGCGGGAGGAGGCGCGGCGACGCAGCGGCGGCGGCGGCGGAAAGGACGACGACGACAACGACGCGGUCGCGGGGACGAAGCGAGCCGGGGGCGUCGGGAAGUACGUGAACCAAUCCGGGAAGGACACGUCAGCGGCGGCGGCGAGGACGACCGCGGCG
Messenger RNA from Micromonas pusilla CCMP1545, 1182 nucleotides. RefSeq lists its product as uncharacterized. The record is from RefSeq and is a predicted model, not a curated record. Gene Ontology annotation, cellular component: catalytic step 2 spliceosome. NCBI's taxonomy places the organism in Eukaryota, Viridiplantae, Chlorophyta, Mamiellophyceae, Mamiellales, Mamiellaceae. The transcript is spliced from 4 exons. Gene Ontology annotation, biological process: protein polyubiquitination; protein folding; protein peptidyl-prolyl isomerization. Gene Ontology annotation, molecular function: peptidyl-prolyl cis-trans isomerase activity; ubiquitin protein ligase activity. Bases 1 to 735 code for a protein of 244 amino acids.